AUGCCGGCCAUGGUCCACAGGCAAGCCCCCAAAAACAGCAAGCUUGCCGAUGGGGUCCCGGGAUUUCAGACAUCUUUCGACGCGUCCGGCAAAGGUGGUGGUGCUUUCCGUUCUAUCAGCGAGAAUUUUGCCGUCAAUCCUGCCAAUGGUACUCUCUCAUUAGCAUUGCCGAUUUUGAGUUCACCUACUAGAGGGGGAUUUGGGCCGAAUCUCAGUCUGUCAUAUAGUUCUGGGUCGGGAAAUGGGCCGCUCGGCUUUGGAUGGGGCAUCGAUCUUGCUUCUAUUUCAUGCAAGACAAGUGGCGGGAUCCCAAAGUACACUGAUGGUGACGUGUUUGUGCUUUCCGGUCAAGACAUUGUGCCUGUACUUGACGAGCUAGGGAAGAUACAAGUGCGAACCGAUGGCAAUUAUGUCGUUACCAGAUUCCGACUGCGGAUCGACAGCCAAUCGCUUCGUGUCGAAAAAUGGUACUCAUCAGUCUCUGGCGUCGUCCAUUGGAGAACAAUUUCUGCCGACAAUGUAACGUCCAUUUUUGGUGAUAGCAGCAACUCGUGUAUUGCCGAUUCCUCAGCAAGCCCACCAAAGAUCUUCAGCUGGCUUUUGAGUCGUACUUAUGAUGCUCGAGGAAAUGCAGUCGAACUCAGCUACAAGGCCGAAAAUGACUAUGGCCUAAGGGAUGAGAGUGGUUUCCUGCCAAUCUGGGAGCAGUAUCGUUCUGAGGCAUCAAGAUCUCGGCAUCGUUAUCUAAAACGUGUGAAGUACGGAAAUCGAAUCUCAAAUCGAGAUCUGACAUCUUGGGAACCAACAACGUGGCCCUCUGACUGGAUGUUUGAGAUUGUAUUCGACUACGGAGACCACGACAUGGAUGUGCCAGCAACUAAAGAUCUGGACAAGUGGUCACUACGCCAAGACCCUUUCUCUGAUUGUCAUGCAGGCUUCGAAGUACGGCAGUAUAGAUUGUUACGUCGAAUCUUAAUGUUCCAUCACUUCCCUGGCCCAUUCAAUCUCUCUGAAAACCUUGUAUCCGCUCAAAUACUCCACUACGACGAAUCGUCUCAACGGACGCUCUUGGUCGGCAUGAAUAAAAUUGGUUAUGCGUUGACUGAUGGGUCCAGAGCGGCAGGAAUUCCCCAAUACAAGACUGAAGAGUUACCCACGUGGAAGUUUGGAUAUACUGCGGGACCAAACGUCGAAGAGCUUCAGUCUUUACGAACAGAUACUGUCACACUUGUAAAUCCACCGGGCGACUCGAAAGUCAGUGAGUGGCUGGAUCUUGAGAGCGCGGGCAUUCCCGGUCUACUGAACACGCUUCCUGAUGGUACAAUGAUAUAUCAACCGCGUACAUACAAUGGAUUCAGCCCGCCUAGAACGCUCGGUCAACAACCAAGCUUAGGUCGAACGGGAAAGACGACAUUUCAAGAUCUUGAUGGAAGCGGAAAUCUUGACCUGGUAUAUAUGCAAGACUCGCAGGUUGUAAAAGGCUUCUACGAGCGUGAUGAUAGCGAUUCCUGGAGCACAUUCUCUGACUUUCCAGACACGCCCACUGGAGAGACCCAGCAUGGCUCUUCUUAUUCAAUCGAUUUGACAGGCGAUGGCAUUGCAGAUAUGCUCGUGGAGUUGACAGGCUCACACGAGCUCACGUGGAAACAAAACCUAGGGAGGAAGGGCUACACAUCGUCAUUACCGACAUCAAGCUCAGAUCAACUACUGAAACCUAGGGUUGCAUUGUCUUUGGAAGCGCGGACAUAUGUUGCAGACCUCACAGGCGAUGGCCUGUCAGACCUGGUUGAAAUCAGCAAUGGAAAAAUCAUAUACUGGCAGAAUCAAGGCCAUGGCACUUUUGGCGGGGCUGUUGUCAUGGGGAACUCUCCAAAUUUCUCGCAAUACGGAGAGUUUGACCACGAUCGCUUGAGAUUGAUUGACGUGGAUGGAACGGGGACCACUGACCUUCUCUACAUCCUCCCCAUAGGAGGGGCAGUGCUAUUUUUCAACCUCGCGGGCAAUUCUUGGGGUAAUGCAAUUCGCAUUCCAAAGCUACCUAAUAUCACGGACCUGGAUUCCAUAUUUGUGCUUGACAUUGAGGGUCGUGGCACUGCGAGCCUUUGCUGGCCCGAUACAUAUGCAUCCUCGAGUCUAAACGAGAUUAGAUACAUCAAUCUGAUGGGGAAGAUCAAGCCUUUCCUUUUAGAGUCGUACAGUAAUGGCUUAGGUCAUUCAACGUCUGUCACUUAUCGACCAUCUACUGAAUUUUAUCUCGACGAUAUCGCUGCAGGACGACCAUGGACCACGAAGUUACCUUUCCCCGUGCACGUGAUAUCUACAACGGAAACGAAGGAUGAAAUCUCGGGAAACUCACGACUUUGCAAAUACAUCUACCACAAUGGCUGCUAUGAUAACUAUGAUAGUCAGUUCGCUGGAUUUGAGAUGGUCGAGCAGAUCGAACGCCAAAUACUCAAUGUAGGAAACGGAGAGACUUACGAAACCCCAGCCAGUCUUGUAAAGUCAUGGUUCAAUGUUGGGUUGAGCAUCAGUGUUGACGACAGUUUGUUCUACGAUUCUUCAUUAAUGACUUCCAAAUGCUUCAAGAUCGAGGACCUAGACACUUGCAAUCCGUUUGUUGGAUUGAGAGGAUCGAAAAUCCGUGUCGAAACCUUCGAUCUCAGUCAAAGCGAAGAAAGUGGUAUUCCAUUGGCCGUGGAGGAAUUCUCUUAUGACAUCCGCCAAAUCCAGAAAAAGGGGCGCAAUGCGUAUCCUGUCUUCCAAGUCUCACCGCGGGCUUCGAUGAUGAGUCAAUUGGAGGGAAGCAAAGAGGACGUCAAACGGUCACAUGAUAUUGUGCUGCAGACUAAUGUAUAUGGAAGUGUACAAAAGACACUUUCUAUUGUGUAUCCACGCGAACAGGAAUUCGUCAAGAAAAUCAAAUAUGACGACGUCUCCAUGAACCAGUCCCUGGGCAAUGUAUCUCACACCCAGUUCUGGUUCACAAAUGAAGUCAUGGAAGAUCAAUACUUUCGUAACCCAGUGCCCUGGCGUAGUCAAACUCACAACCUUAUUGGAAUUUCUCUUGAUAAGAUACUAGACGUUGAAGAAGCUCGCAAGAUGGAUGUGUCGACAUAUCCAGAGAGUAAGAGCACGGGGCCUUGGAAAAUUCUAGAGAACGAGGAACGCGCACUUUAUUUGCGCGGUGAUUUCAGCGAUACCUUGCCUCCAGGAGAAAUCGAGAGAUAUUCAAUCUUGGACCAAUCAUUCGCCUUGGCAUACACUGAGAAGGCGGUGCAAAAGAUCGAAGAAGGUCUGCAAAAGUGCAAUACUAGACUAAAACCACUACCUAUUCUUCAUGAUGGCAGCUACCAACCUGCCGCCACGGAGACCGUAUCAGUAGCAGACUAUCUUGAGUCGCAGGGGUAUGUGAAGAUGGCUUAUGAGACUGGUAUAUCUUAUUGGGCUCCCUCGUCGAAGUCUCUUUUCAGCCUUUCAGCAACAGGUUUGGAGCAUUUGCAUGAAGCUCGAAAAUCAUUCUUCGUCCCGACGAUCCACGAAGAUGCACGCAAAAAUCGCUCUCGUGUCAAAAUGGACACCGAGUACCUCUUAGUCGAGGCUGUGACGGAUGCAUGCGGCAAUACCACAAGUUUCGAAAACGAUUAUGAGCAUCUCUGCCCGUUCAAGCUUACAGACAUAAACGAAAAUCGUCAUCAAGUUGUGCUCGACACUUUGGGCAGAGUGGUCGCAACCGCCAAUCUGGGCAAGAAAGGCCAAUCGGCAGGUGUGGACCGGCUUGAUAGGUUACCAAUGGAGAUAAGUGAAGCCGAUAUAAAGAACAUCAUAGUCACUCUGCAAGAUGCAACGGUGAAGCGGUUGCUUGGCGAUGCAGGUUCUCGAAUCAUUCACCUUCCCAACCACUUAACAUCUUGGAAUUGGGGUGGAGCUGCUGCAGGAGAGACUCAGCCGGCAUGCUCUAUUGAGAUAACUCGCGAUCGAUCAUACCAGGAUGAAGGCGAAAUGACUGUCCGUAUCAAGGUUGUCUAUUUGAAUGGCCUCGGCCAGGUGUGCCAGCAAUUCGCGCUGGACGAUCCUUCCAAUCCCACACAAGCAUGGGUUAAGGCUGGAAGCAAGAUGACUGAUAUGCAUGGCAAGGAAUUUCGCGCAUACGACCCAACAUUCGCAGCCUCUCCUAUCUUCAUUCCGCCAUCAUUAAUCAUCGGAAACGCGCAAACCACGUUCCGUGAUGCAGUUGGGCGUGAAAUCAGUGUGCUGAUGCCUGAUCAUCUAUGGUCAAAACGCAAGAUUGAUGCGUGGUCUGCCACUGAAUACGCCGCAGGAGAUAUGCUAAGUAAAAACCCACUAGAGGACGAAGCUCUUGGUCCUUUCUUCUCAAAGCUCGAAUCAUCCUGGUUCACUCCGAGCUGGCUGGACGCACAACGCUGGGGGACACCGGAACAGCAAGAGGCCGCGGCCAAGUCUCAAGCAUACGGCGAUGGCCCUACCACUACAUACUCUGGCAGCUGUGGUUUACCAUUGAGGCAAGUAAGAGAUUGCGGCGAGACAUUGGUCUCACGAGCGUUCUCACACGACGUUGCUGGCAACAAAAUUUGUGAGUUUGACAGCACGAUUCGUCUGGUUGAAAGAAAUAGGUAUGAUUUGUUGAAGCGACCAUAUUUGAAAAGUGGCAUUGAUAGUAGAGAGUCUUGGGCCUUGUACGACGUUGAUGGCGUGACCCUGGUGUCAUGGAAUAGUCGAGGAAUUUGCUUCCACUACACAUACGAUGCGCUGCGGCGCCAGACUGAGAAAUGGCAAUACUCGAGCGCUGAAUCACCAAAGCUGCUUGUCAAAAGCGAAUACGGAGAUGAACUUGAGGAAGCCUCAACAUGGAAUCUCCACGGACAACUAUGGAGAGUCUUUGACCAGUCCGGAGUUCACGAAACACAUGAAAUCAAUCAUCGAGGCCAAAUCUGCGAAGUAUCGUUUCAGCCAGCACAGAACUACAAAACAACACUUGACUGGAAAACCGAAAAUGCCCUGGAGGAAACAGCCCUCGUGCAUAAAGUGAAGUAUGACUACUUUGGUCAUAAUGUGCAAGAAACAAAUCCACUCGGCACUGGACAAAGCACUCAGCGCAAGUUCUCUCGCCUGGGCCAUUUGAAGUACGUGGGAUUCCGCAGAUCUCCGGGCUCCAAAUGGAAUGGAUACCUCAUAGACAGUAAAUACGCUGCGGAUGGUCUUCCACUUCUGUUUGAGUACGGUAAUGGAACGCGGACAGAGACACUCUAUGAUCCGGUUACGCGCCUACCUAGCUCUGAGAGGACAGUCUUGCACCGUGGAAAUCGGAAGUCUGUGAUAGAGAACUUCAAAUACUUUUAUGAUUGUUACGACCGACAAGUCCUUGUCCGAGAUGAGUCUGAACAGAUCAAAUUUUUCAGGGGUGAUGCAAUCAAAGCCGAGUGGAAGUACACGUACGAUAUGCAGGGCCAAAUCAUAUCCGCCUCAGGUAGAGGCCAAUUACCAGCGCAAAGUGGCGGAGACGUCCAACUCAGCCAACACGCGGCAAUGCAAGGCGCAUCUACGAAUCGCAGUCAGAUCGAUGGCAAUCAGAUGUAUCAUUACCUGGAAAGUUACAAGUACGACCUGGCUGGGAAUAUCACCAGUAUGACGCACGAGGCACCUAUGGAUAAGAAGGUGCAAGGCUGGACUCGCAAGUAUUUUUACAAUGAACCCGGCUUGCUAGGUACUGAUCAAAAGUCCCUUGGGAACAGGCUCAGUAAAACUGUUGUCGGUUCUAGUGAGGAAGUUUAUGGUUACGGGGUGAGGGAAGCUGACGGGGAUGAUCAAAAUGCAGGAAAGGUGGGUUGCAUGACCAGUCUACCGCAGUUUUCGAGAAUCAGCUGGAACAGUGAAAAUAUGAUGGCAUCCUCUUCAACACAACAUGUCAACAGUGGAGUUCCAGAGGCGACGUACUACGUGUACGAUUAUACUGGCACCAGAGUACGCAAGGUCACUGAAAGCUCAGCCCGCGAGGGCCAAAACCCACGGAAGAUCCGCGACACAAAAUUUAUCCAUGGUGGAGAGAUUCGAGACCAAAUCAGCACAAACAACGGUGUCACCCGCCGCUAUGUCACAAACGUGUCCGGCGACGACUUGAUUGCCUUGGUGGAGACGACGGGCGAGAACGCCGAUGGAGACGAUUUGCUUAUUCGUUACCAAAUUGGACACAGCACGGAGCUGGAUGAUCAAGGACAGUUGAUUUCAUAUGAGGAGUACACGCCUUUCGGAGUGCCCAUGUACUCAUCAACUAUGGGCGAGAUCGAAGCACCGCGUGCAUAUAGAUUUGCCAAAUACAUGUACGACCAAGAGUCUGGGUUGUACCAGUGCGGCGCCCGCAAAUACUGUCCAUGGCUUGGCCGCUGGCUAUCUCCAGAUCCUCUCGGAACAGUAGAUGGACCCAACACAUAUGCUUAUUGCGCCAACGAUCCAGUGAACAUGAUCGAUCCCGGCGGCAAGUGUAGUGGCUUUAUAACAAAGAUCAAGAACAAGAUGUUCGGAGAAGACAAGCCCGUUAAGAUCAAACCAGAGCGCCGGGACGCAGUUACUAAAAUAGAUUGGGAAUCACCCAAAGCGAUAAUCGAACUUAAUAAGGAGAUCAACGCCAUCCAGAAGAGGGCCAAAGGACCCAUCCAGGGCUACGUUGAAAACAACGGUGGCGUCAAACGCCUCGUCCUUCGUACAGUGGCAAAGGGAGGCAUGGAAGCAGUCAACUACCUCCCCUUCGUCGGUCCCGUCAUUCAAUUCGCCAUCAAGCAUGGCCUGGCCCAUGAAGAAAGGAAUUUCCAACAACAGAGACGUGACAGGGAGGAUGAAGCACUCAUUCAGCAAGGCAUCGAAAUCGGACGCCAGCAGGAAAGCGACAGGUGGGUAGCGGGCCUACAGCACAUAGAGAGCACUGUCACAGACGCAAAUCUCAGGCAUGCCCUUGGUAAUACAAUCAUGUACGGCCCCAACACUCAACCGCCGCCGCGUCUGAACGAAAAUAUGAAUUACGGGCCUGACGAGUCGUCGAAUCAGUCAGUGCGCCGUGACUCGGUCGUUGAGCCAGUUGAACCGGAGGCCGAGGACAGCAUGGUUGUGGAGAACUUGGAUGUGCCCAGUCAAGCGCGUCAUGUAAAUGUUGCGUCGGAGGAUGAUGGGCACGUCUUCAAUCUCAGCGCUGCGGCAAGACGGGAGCCGUUGAGCUCGAGGGCGCAAAGUCUGUUUGGGUCGAGGCGGAAUCCGGGGAACAAUGUUAUGAUGAACUAG
Messenger RNA from Bipolaris oryzae ATCC 44560, 7287 nucleotides. RefSeq lists its product as uncharacterized. NCBI's taxonomy places the organism in Eukaryota, Fungi, Ascomycota, Dothideomycetes, Pleosporales, Pleosporaceae. The transcript is spliced from 2 exons. Gene Ontology annotation, cellular component: cytoplasm. Bases 1 to 7287 code for a protein of 2428 amino acids. The record is from RefSeq and is a predicted model, not a curated record.